Messenger RNA from Hyaena hyaena (striped hyena), 7223 nucleotides. It is a transcript of the gene TRAPPC10, whose product is annotated as trafficking protein particle complex 10. The transcript is spliced from 27 exons. Bases 136 to 4245 code for a protein of 1369 amino acids. Gene Ontology annotation, cellular component: TRAPPII protein complex. Lineage: Eukaryota; Metazoa; Chordata; Mammalia; Carnivora; Hyaenidae. Gene Ontology annotation, biological process: early endosome to Golgi transport; intra-Golgi vesicle-mediated transport. The record is from RefSeq and is a predicted model, not a curated record.
CGGCCGGCUCCGGAGCUGCCUCGAGCGGCCGGGCGGGCCUCCCUGUCGCGGCGCCGCUCAGGCUCGGGCUGGCCCGGCGCGGCCUCGGGGCUGCCGAUGGGGCGCGGGGGGCCGGGCCGGUGACGGCGGACGCCCAUGGACGCCCCUGAGGAGCCGCUGCCGCCGGUGAUCUACACCAUGGAGAACAAGCCCAUCGUCACCUGUGCUGGAGAUCAGAAUUUAUUUACCUCUAUUUAUCCCACGCUUUCCCAGCAGCUUCCAAGGGAGCCGAUGGAAUGGAGAAGGUCCUACGGUCGAGCUCCAAAGAUGAUUCACCUGGAAUCCAACUUUGUCCAAUUCAAAGAGGAACUGCUGCCCAAAGACGGAAACAAAGCCCUGCUCACUUUCCCCUUUCUUCACAUUUAUUGGACGGAGUGCUGCGAUACUGAAGUGUAUAAAGCUACAGUAAAAGACGACCUUACCAAGUGGCAGAACGUGCUGAAAGCUCAUAGCUCUGUGGACUGGCUCAUAGUGGUAGUUGAAAAUGAUGCCAAGAAGAAAAACAAAACCAACAUUCUUCCCCGAGCUUCCAUUGUGGACAAGAUAAGAAAUGACUUUUGUAAUAAACAGAGUGACAGGUGUGUUGUGCUCUCCGACCCCCUGAAGGACUCUUCUCGAACUCAGGAAUCCUGGAAUGCCUUCCUGACCAAACUCAGGACAUCCCUUCUUAUGUCUUUUACCAAAAACCUGGGCAAGUUUGAGGACGACAUGAGGACCUUGAGGGAGAAGAGGACGGAGCCGGGCUGGAGCUUCUGUGACUAUUUCAUGGUCCAGGAGGAACUUGCCUUCGUAUUUGAGAUGCUGCAGCAGUUUGAAGACGCUCUUGUACAGUAUGACGAGCUCGACGCCCUGUUUUCUCAGUACGUCGUCAACUUUGGUGCUGGGGGUCCACGGGCCCGCGCACGCUUCAGUGAAGCAGAGGGGCCUCUGAUGACGGUCCAGUGGGGGGGAAGAUCCCUGGAGCUGGCCGUGCCUGAGCUGCGCCGUGGAAGCUGCUUGCACUCAGUGGCCGGCAAGCUUGUGCUCUGGGCGCUGCGUUCCCGGCAGAGAGCAAGGCAGCCCAGGCCCCAUUCCGUGGAGCUGGCGUUGCAGGGGGAAGAUACCUGUGUGACUGUGUCAGUGGAGGCCGUGGCUCCCGCGGGCCGCGAGGCAUCCCGGGAGCCCCGGUGUUCAUCUCCUCCUUGCCCUGAUGUGGCAGAGACCCCUGCGUCACCAAACCGGAAUACAACCCAGAGGCCUGCGGACAGGUACAUGGAUGCCUACGGCCCAGCGGCAGGAGCGAGCGGCCGACAGGCCCGCCAAGCAAGGGCUUCCCCAGAAGGCGGCGCCAGGAAGCUGCAGUCACUGCUGCGAAGAGCCAGUGAGAGCACCGAGGUCACCAGGCAGACUUGCGGAAGCCAGGGCAGCAGCCCAGGGGAGGGGCCGGCUGGGGGGCCCCAUCCCGGGUACAAGAACGAGCACCGGCUCGGGGUGUCUGUCCCGCCGGGUGCUCUGGACUGCUGGGUGUUCCUGAGCUGUCUGGAGGUGCUGCAGAGGAUAGAAGGCUGCUGUGACCGGGCCCAGGUGGACGCGAACAUCGCCCACACUGUGGGCUUAUGGGGCUAUGCCACCGAGAAGCUGAAGUCCUUGGGCUAUCUGUGUGGACUUGUGUCGGAAAAGGGACCUAACUCAGAGGACCUCAACAGGAUAGUUGAUCUUUUGGCAGGUUUGGGAGCCGAGCGACCUGAAACAGCCAACACAGCUCAGAGUCCUUACAAGAAGCUCAAAGAAGCAUUGUCAUCAGUGGAAGCCUUUGAAAAACACUACUUAGACCUGUCCCACGCUGCCAUCGAGAUGCACACGAGCAUCGGGAGGCUCCGCUCGGCCAAGUUUGUGGGGAAGGACCUGGCAGAGUUUUACAUGAGGAAGAAGUCCCCACAGAAGGCGGAGGCCUAUCUUCAAGGAGCCCUGAAAAACUACCUGGCUGAGGGCUGGGCGCUGCCCAUCACUCACACGAGGAAGCAACUCGCCGAGUGUCAGAAACACCUGGGGCAAACCGAAAACUACCUUCAGACCAGCAGCCUCUUGGCCAGCGACCACCACUUAACUGAAGACGAACGGAAGCACUUCUGCCAGGAGAUACUCCGCUUCGCCGACCGACAGACGGACAGUCCAGGUCAGAGAAUCAUACUCCCUCUGCACUGUUUCGCACAACUGAGAGAUCUUCAUUUUACCCCUUCCACCGCCGUGGUCCACGUCGGGGGGGUCUUGUCCGUGGAGAUUACCUUGUGCAGCCAGAUGCCCAUUCCCGUCCACGUGGAGCAGGUGGCCAUCAGCGUCCACUUCAGCAUCGAGAAGAACAACUACCGGAAGACGGCCGAGUGGCUUACCAAGCACAAGGCAUCCAACGGGGUCAUUAACUUUCCGGCGGAGAGCCCGCCCUGCCCCGCGCCGCAGAGCCAGCUGCCGGCGCCCGAGCUGUACGAGGUGUUUGAGAGGAGCCCUUCCGACAACUCCUUGAACACCACUGGGAUUAUCUGCAAGAAUGUUCACAUGCUCCUGAGGAGGCAGGAGAGCAGCCCUGCGCUGGAAACCUCCUCCGGCGUGGCUCUGGAUGACGGGGCCCACGUGCUGAAAUGUAGCGGUGUGACUCUGGAACCAGGAGCCAACAGGCUAACGUUCAGGACGCAGGCCAGGGAGCCCGGGACUUACACGCUGCGACAGCUGUGCGCCUCGCUGGGCCCGGUGUGCUUCGUCGUCCCCCACCUGUACCCCCCGGUGCAGUACGACGUGUACUCGCAGGAGCCGCAGCUGCGCGUUGAGCCGUUGGCUGAUAGCCUUCUGGCUGGUAUCCCUCAGAAGGUCAAGUUCACUGUCACCACCGGCCAUUAUACAGUAAAAAAUGGGGACAGCCUGCAGCUCAGCAACGCGGAAGCCAUGCUCAUCCUUUGUGACGCUGAGAACAGAGCAGUGAUCUACUCCAACGUGAGAGAAAAGGCUUCUGAUGUGUUGCUCCGGGUUCAGUCGUCCGACAAGGUCACGAGCAUCAGUCUGCCCGCUGCUCCUGCGUACCACGUGAUUGAAUUUGAACUGGAAGUUCUCUCUUUACCUUCAGCUCCAGUAACUGGAGGAGAGAGCGGCGUGCUGGGGAUGACAGAGUCCCAGAGGAAGCACAAGGACUCGCGGAGCGCUGGCCGCUGCAUGGCCACCGCAGAGCACAAAGUGUCCAUUGAUUGCCCGUGGUCCAUCUACUCCACCGUCAUUGCUCUGACAUUCAGCGUGCCCUUCAGGACCACACACUCUCUCCUGUCAGCCGGGACUCGGAAGUAUGUUCAAGUUUGUGUCCAGAAUUUGUCAGAACUUGACUUUGAGCUGUCGGAGGGUAGCCUCGUGGGUCCCGACAGUAGUGCCGACCUGCAGCUGGUGCCGCUGAACACCGAGUCCCCGCAGCGCAUCUACAGCAAGCAGUCGGUGUUCUUUGUGUGGGAGCUGAAGUGGACGCGAGAGCCCCCCCCUUCCCUGCGCUGCCAUUUCUCUGUUGGAUUCUCCCCAGCCUCCGGGGGACGACUCUCCGUCCCCUUAAAGCCGUACACGUACGAAUUUCAAGUGGAAAAUUUUUUCACUUUGUAUAACGUGAGAGCGGAGAUACUGCCCCCGUCGGGAAUGGAGCACUGUAGGACGGGCUCGCUCUGCUCCUUGGAGGUGACCAUCACGCGGCUCUCAGACCUCCUGGAGGUGGAUAAGGACGAGGCGCUGACUGAGUCCGACGAGUACUUUUCCACCAAGCUCAUGUAUGAAGUGGUCGACAACAGUAGCAAUUGGGCGGUGUGUGGGAAAAGUUCUGGCGUCAUCUCCAUGCCCGUGGCCGCCCGGGCCACUCACCGCGUCCACAUGGAGGUGAUGCCCCUCUUUGCCGGUUACCUGCCCCUUCCCGACGUCAGGCUCUUCAAGUACCUCCCCCACCACUCGGCGCACUCCUCACAGCUGGACGCUGAUAGCUGGAUAGAGAGCGACGGGCUGUCGGUGGACAAGCACGUGGACGACCAGCCGGACGGCGGCAGGAGCAGGGCCGGCGCGCACCCGGCCCCCGGCGGCGAGCACAGAGGCCUGCCCAUGCCCCGGCUGCAGGCGCUGCCGCCCGGCCAGGUCGUCAACGCCAGCGUGGGCGCGCAGGUGCUGGUCGUCCCCAGCAGAGACGACCACGUUCUCGAAGUCAGUGUCACGUGACCACGCCCUGGGCCAGCGCGCGCCCUGCGCUCGGAGGGGUCCCGGCUCCGCUGCUCCCCGUCGCCACAUCCUAGCGCUCACCAGCCUCCUGGGGUCCUGCCUGGCCUGGGCGCGUCCGGGAACGUCCGUGCGCGGCGGGUCGACUGGGUUACGACGUCAUCUCUGUGUUGUCAGUGGUUAUUUCUUUUUCCCUCCCUGUCCCUGUGCUGGCGCCUCCGGUGUUUGCCUAGACCCCACCCCCGCCAGCCCCUCCCUGUCGUGGAAGGUCUGUGCCCUGCUCUGUCGCCCGGCGGCCUCCCCGUCCGCUGGUUCCUUACUCAGGCCGUGCGCCUUCCAGGGAGACACGCGGCCGCCCUCGCCGGCUCAGCAGUGACCUGUGUGUGCCUCUCUGGGCGCACGGCUGCCCUCUUCCUGGGCCAGGUGGAUUUGUAAGUCUCCUGCGGGACAAAACACCGUCCUUUACCCUGCUGAGUUGUGCUAUUCUAGAAUAACACCCUUUGAGGGCAGGUCAGCGAGGCUGAGGGCUGGGGUGGGGAGGGAACAGAGCCCCUCCUGGAGCCUCCAUUAACUGGAGCCAUUUUAAGGUACUUUGGGGAGACUAGACCAGGGCCUAAGGGACAACUUGGUAUUGAAAUAGUUUAGGAAUAAACGUUUCUGGAACCCCUUUCCCCCAUGAUAUUGAUUGAAUAUCAUAUGCACUUGGAAUUAAAUAUGUAUUUAUUUUUAUUAUCAUAUAUGUGGGGGUUGAUAUGUUGUUUUCUUCUCACCUUUUGAGUCUUGACAUGUCAUCGUCACUGUGUAAUCAAUACUUUUCUUUUGCACCUUAAGUCCUAGAGAUUAAGAGGCCCCAGUGGGGCCUGGAGGGGCCCUGUGCUUCUAGCCUGGUUGUGGGAACGACGGAAGUCUUGGAAUGUUCUCUGCUGGUCCACUAAAAUUGCAGUCAUAACCGUUACCAAUGGAUUAAUUUGCUCUCGGUUGUAAAUUUAAUUGUAUAUAUGGUUGAUUUAUUAUUUUUAAAAGUAUGAACUAACGGAUGUAAGUUUAUGUAGAAGUUGCACCAAAAAUCAAGGACAAAAUAAAUGUGUGUUUGUUUUUACUGGUGUGAGAGUCACAGCUUGUAAAUAAGUGUUGGCUGUAUGAACCCUUUUCCAGCUCGCCAAAGCAAUGUAUUUUUGUACGUAAGAGAUAGAGAACUCCUACUUCCCUGGGAAAGCGUGGUCGGAAUGGAGCCCGAGCAGCCUGGUGCAGAAAUGGGGUGCAGUCAGGCCCAGAGGGGCGGCGUCACGUAAACAAGCCGGAGAGAAGAGGGGCCUGCUUGUCACCUGCCGGAGGAGGCUGGAGGAGGCUGGCCUUGCGGGGCUGGGGGCACUUGGGGCGGCGGGGGAGAAGGGCAGCUCAGAGUCCUUGUUCCCGCGCUUCUGUGGCUGGUCUUUCAGCUCACUCGGCAAAUAAGGUGGUGUGACUCCCACGCGCCCCACCCCGCGUCUUUUCAUUUACAGAAAUUGGAGCCGUGUAAAGAAGAUCAAUAUUUGUGAGUUUAAUUAAACUUUUCAGAAAUUCAUCUUCCCUAGGUGCACUUUAAAACUAAUCAACUUGAUCAACUAGUUAGGCAAAUUAAAACUUCAGAGUCUAAUGAAAGCUUAAGGUUUCUAAAAUAAGUUCAUUUUGUUGUAAAAAUUGACAAUUGUCCUAAAGAUCUGCCAAGCCCUGUGGAUGAAGAGAUGUUUGAGAUGUGAUUCCACCAGAAACACCUCGCGUGGUCAGUCUCGGAGCCUCCGUGCCUAAUGCGGCUUUCACUCUACCCUCUGGAAUGGGGGACGUGUGAUUCGAUGAUUACCUUAUUUCUGUUUGAGUGUGUGUGUGUGUGUGUGUGUGUGUUCUAAUCCCAGGAUGAAAUUAUCUAAUUACAUAAUAUAUUUAGAGGGAGAAAAUGAAGGGGAAAUCCAAAAUGUUCAUGGGCUUCUUACUGUCCUCAAUUUGUAUGGGAUAAAAUUUAUUGGAGGUUUGGUUCCCCCCCACCCCCCGCAAUUACCCAAGAGAUCUGUUGCAACCCGUUACAAGGGUGCCUCUGUUUUUAUUUUGUUUUGUUUUACACAAAAGAAAAAUGUCAUCUAAACCUUUUUUUUCUUGAAGACAGUAAUUCGAUUUUUAUUGUGUUUAAAAUAAGGCAUAUGUGUUUGCGACAGGCUGGUUUUGUUAGUAAAGGUGUAGCAGCUGUUAAAUAAUCGUGAAGCCGGAUAUGGAAUGUGCAUCUAAAAAGCAGAAUAUGCAGCCGUUUUACAAAUCUCUGUGGAACAUGUAAAUACUAGCAAGUGGAAAAGGAAAUAAGUUAUAAUUUUGGUGAAUUUCAUGGGGUUUCCUAUGACUGGAAAAGUUAUAACUUCUGAGCUAAUGUGGAAAUUGUUGUAUUUAAUCUGAAAAUGACUAUUACCUACAGUCCAUUGUCAGCACAGCCGGUCGUGGGUUGGAUUCUUACAUUAGGAAAUCUUGGUCGAUAUCCCAUAGUUAGUAGAGAAAAUACACACAGGCUUCUGUCCAAUUCUUCCUUAGUGUUUAAGAUUGAGUUAUAAAAUGAAACACUCUGGAUGUGUGCACUAAAUGAAAAGUAUACUACUUUUUAAAGAACCAACUACGCUGAUCUGAGUGGUUUGCAGUCAAUGUGAUCUUUAAAAUAAACCCUACAUGAUUGUGGAAUUUGAUUUUUCAUGAAAGUGCCCCCUUUCUCUAAAUUUAUUCAUCAUAUAUGUCAGGCUGUAAGACCCUAAAGUAUCAUUAAUACAAUUUGCUGGGAUUCCGUGAAUGGAAAAGGUGGCAAGCUGGUGACUUUGACACUGCAGGUAUUAAUUCCAUUUUCAUGGUUUACUACGAGAGUCAUUUUUCACAUUAUUCUGUAACAUAUUGUUAGACUAAAACCAUUGUAUUAAGACUGUUUAAAAUGUAAGCAUUAUAAUUCUGAAAAUACAGAUUUUAAGAAGAAA